Lepisosteus oculatus (spotted gar) is the source of this 1428-nucleotide messenger RNA. Lineage: Eukaryota; Metazoa; Chordata; Actinopteri; Semionotiformes; Lepisosteidae. The record is from RefSeq and is a predicted model, not a curated record.
CAGGGAGAGGAAGAGAAAAAGAGAGAUACACAGACAGCUGGGGUUGGAGUUUUACAGGACAGACAGAGUGAAGCAGAGAGGAACACCUGAACAGGAAGGUACUGUGAGUGAGGGAGCGGGAAACAGACACAGAUUGUUAAAUGCAGGUGGAGUAAGGCAGAAUGGCACACAGCCAGUGGUGUGACAUCAUCCGGGAGUCUGCCUUGGUGUGUGCUGGUGCGUCUCUCUCAUGGGACGGCCCCUCGCAGUACACCAUUUUUGUCUUCAGGUCCGCUUUGAUGUCAGCCCGGGUUCGCAGGCCGGAGCGGCCAAUCUCUCGCCCCUACAGCGGGACGGGCCAGCCAUUUCCACAGUGACCACAAGUGGGGCACACCCCCAGCCCCGGGACAGAACAGCAGCUCUCUUCGGCCAACAGGAACCACAGGCACCGAGCAAGUCAGCUAAAUACAAGGCCCCCAAAGGGGAUCAAGACAAGAUACGGAAAAGGCACCAAGAAAAGCAGGCAGUGCGAGAGACACCCCUGGAUUGCCAGCCAGGGGUCCUCGCAGAAGGUCCGGAGCUGAACACCACCCUGGCCGUCGGAGUGGAGCUAAGAGGCGUGGCUGAGGCGGAGUUUGACCCCAAAAGGGCAGUGCAGGACCAGCUGAGGAAGUCGGCACACAGGAAGAACGCCAUUGAGAUCAGAGCGACUGAGGGAGUGAACAUCCCUCGUUCCCAGCAGCUCUAUCGCGCCCUGGUCAGUGUCAGUGUGCCGGAGGAUGAGCUGAUCAGUGAGGCUGUCAAAGAGAGGCUGCUGCUGGCCCCGCCCCCUCGCGCCCACGGCAACAAGGAGUCUCCAACAGCGGGACCCGACCUCCUACACUUCUACAGCCCCAGCGAGCUGCUGCGAGAGACCCCAUUCCUGCCAGGGGAGGGGGUGACCCUCCCGCGACCCCGUCCCGUGCCCAGGCCCUCGCAGGCAACCUUCGAUCUCUACCACAAGCAUCGGCAGUGGGAGGCAUGACGCCCCCUGUCUGCGAGGGGCUGAGCCGCUCUGACUGAGAGUGUGUGAGCUUUGAGGUGUGAUAGAGCUGUAGUAAGCGGUUCAGGGUCACAGGGGGGACUGGAGUCUGUGCCCACAAGCAGCGGCUGUAAGACGGGGUACACACUGGACCGACAGACACAAACACGCGCACUUUAAGGAAACUCAAGGAAACCCAGGGAGAACACGCGAACUCCCCACAGAUAGCACCCCAGAGCCAGGUCGGGCUCGAACCCAAGGCCCCAGCACUGCAAGGCAGCCAUGAGCCUCUGUGCUACCAGCGUUCCUUUUUCUUGAAUUGCAGAUGAAGUGUACACUUUUUUAAGUCAACUGUUUUAUACAUUUUGUGUCACAGUCUUGUAUAUUUUAUAGACAAUUAUAUUAUAAAUAAAUGUUUUUCACUGAAA